Molecule: messenger RNA, 2757 nt
Organism: Xyrauchen texanus (razorback sucker)
Lineage: Eukaryota; Metazoa; Chordata; Actinopteri; Cypriniformes; Catostomidae
Gene: slc6a7
Product: solute carrier family 6 member 7
Exons: 15
Coding region: 131-2143 (670 amino acids)
Biological process (GO): sodium ion transmembrane transport
Cellular component (GO): membrane
Molecular function (GO): L-proline transmembrane transporter activity
Source: RefSeq, a predicted model, not a curated record
CCGACAAUAUGGAUCAUCGAGAUCCACCUGCGCUCUUUACUUGACUUUAUUCUAACGUCAUUUCCGUGAGGUCGCUUUUCAGAAAAGUAAGAACAUUACAGUGUUUUCUAACAGCUGCCCAAGGUUUUCGAUGAAACCAUUAAGCGAACAAUGUAGCGAGCAUCAGAAGAAAAUUGCCGCCUUGUCCGCUGGGGAGAUGCCGAGUGAGCAGGCGAGAACAGCAGCACCUGGAAACGGUGUAACUGCGAGCUCAACACAUAACAGAGAGAGUUCAGCACCGCAGAAUGGGAUUGUGCCUUCUCGUGAUGUCAUCCACCCCGUGUCCCAGUCACAAGCUGGACAUCAGCCUGCAUCCUCUACACCUGCUCAAGGUGCCCAGCCCCCCAGAGAACAGUGGGGUGGCAAGUACGAAUUUCUGCUCUCUUGUAUCGGCUACUGCGUUGGCCUAGGGAAUGUCUGGAGGUUCCCUUAUCUCUGCUACCGAAACGGAGGAGGCGUGUUUCUCAUCCCGUACUUCAUCAUGCUCUUCUUCACGGGAAUGCCACUCUUCCUCAUGGAGCUCAGCCUGGGUCAGUAUGGAGCUGCAGGCCCCAUCAUGGUGUGGAAGUGCUGCCCUCUCCUCAAAGGUAUUGGCAUAGGGAUGCUUUGUGUGUCCACACUUGUGUGUCUCUAUUAUAAUGUCAUUAUCGCUUGGACGUUCUACUACCUGGGCAGUUCUUUCCAGAGCCCUCUACCAUGGUCAUGUGAUGCCCUUCAUAAUCUUGCUCUUUGUGGAAACAAAACAAAUGCUACUCAUCGCACACAAAGUCCCUCUGAGGUCUUCUGGAAUGUAAAGGUUCUGGGUGUGGUUAACAGUGAGGGGCUGCAUAAUCCUGGCCCAGUGCGUUGGCCUCUAGCUCUCUGUUUGCUGGCUGCCUGGUUUGUCAUUUUCCUCUGCAUGCUCAAGGGCAUUCGCAGCUCUGGCAAGGUGGUGUAUGUGACUGCCACCUUCCCAUAUUUUGUGCUUGUGGUCCUCAUCAUUAGAGGGGCAACCCUAGAGGGCUCUUUAAAUGGCGUAGCCUUCUACCUCACUCCAAACUGGGCUCAUUUGGCCGACGCACAGGUUUGGAAUGAUGCUGCAUCACAGAUCUUUUACUCACUUGGUAUUGGAGUUGGUGGGCUCCUGUCAAUGGCCUCUUACAAUAAAUUUGACAAUAAUGUCAUCAGAGACACUCUGAUUAUCACUAUAGGGAACUGCACUACCAGCUUUUUUGCAGGAUUUGCCAUCUUCUCUAUCCUGGGUCACAUGGCUUGGAGGAAGGGUGUGCCUGUGGGUGAAGUGGCAGACACAGGUCCUGGUCUGGCAUUUGUUGCCUAUCCAGAAGCCCUGGCCCUUCUGCCUGGGUCCGUGUUUUGGUCCAUCCUUUUUUUCCUAAUGCUCUUUAUGUUGGGAGUGGAUACACUGUUUGGUAACAUGGAGGGCAUCUGUACAGCUGUGCUGGAUGAGUUUCCUCAACUGAGAUCCAAUCUGAAGUACAAGACGCUGUUCCUGGCGGCACUUUGUUUCAGCUUCUAUCUGAUGGGCUUGCUACUUAUCACCGAUGGAGGGAUAUACUGGUUCACCCUCAUAGACUCCUUCAGCACCAGCUUUGGUCUCAUCAUUAUCACUCUCUUCAUGUGCAUUGGCAUCUCGUUCUUCUAUGGAGUGAACCAGUUCUGUCAGGACAUUGUGGACAUGAUCUGUCAUUGUCCGCCCUGGUGCACAAAACUGCUGUUUUACUUCAAAGCCUGCUGGGUGGUUUUCACUCCCUUCCUGCUAACGUUCAUCCUGACUUACAUCUUCAUUGAGAUGUACCGUACUUCGCUACGCUAUGGCUCCUACGUGUAUCCGACUUGGGGCAAAGCACUGGGCGUGUGUAUGGGUGCCUUCUGUUGUCUGCAAAUUCUCAUCUGGGCCAUAGUCGCCAUCAGUAAAGAGUCUGGCACUCUAAAAGACCGUUUUAAGAAAUCCAUCCGUCCGCUGAACUCCUGGCGCGUAAACGACCUCAAUGCCAACAAUGAGGAGCAGCAUGUGGAGCCUGAGAGAGUAGAGGGACCCUUCACGGUUAACCUGACUGAAGCCGACUUCACUGCCAUGAACUGGGAGGCCAUAAGCGAAGCAUAACGGUGCCUCCAGCGUUGGGAGGCUGAACUGCACCCUCUCAAAUGCACAAGUCCUAACAAGUACUUCCUGACUGGAGAAACUGUGCAUUCCUUGCCUGUACAGAUUUUCAAAAAGGUGGACUGAAAUGAUCUUAUUGUUUUGUACGACUCAUUACAAAAAGCUUUAUUUAUGAUAAUUAAUUCUCAGUUGAUGUGGUACUGAGAAACAGGGAGACAUUGUGUUCUCUGUCUGAAUAAUUGAUGUCCAAAGAAUUCUAUUUCCAUCCCAUUCUGUUUGUCUGGUCUUUUAAGACAAAAUCAUGCAGAGUGUGAAAAAGGUGCAUUUUAACUUUUAUAAAGAGAUCUUUUUCUUUUACAGUGAAUUCUACAUCAAAGACAAGAGCCACAUUAAAACAAGUCAAUCCCUUUAGAAGACCUGAUGUGGUUUAGUCAAACUGCUGAUUUUAUAUAACUACCAUUGUAGAUCUAGUGAAUAAAGUGUAGUAUAAAUAUUAUAGAAUGUUAAAUAUAUAAAAACGUAAUAAAUAUUUUGAUAAUAUUUGUCAAAGGCCAUGUCAUACAAAUAAAAUCUGAUGUCUUUGUGGCACAACUGAAUUCUUCUUCUUAGUAAAACUA